GUGUGUAUGAAACGGUGUGUCGCGUUAUUUAUCAUGGCAUAGAAUGCCAAAAUACUUUCAUUUGAUUCGUAACAUACUACGAUUUUAUUCGCUUUUUACGUCCGCGAAACUCAAACGUACGUGAAGUAGUAGUGUAGAAAACGAAACCUUAGCCAAGCGGUGUUGAUAAAUGGCGAAAAUAUUGCAUUUGUGUGUUGUGUAGUGGUGGUAAGAGAUGGAUCGUCGGUGUUCUCAGUCGGUUCGGACGCUCAAUUUCGACGAUUCUGACACUGAUUUGUCGAAAAAUGAGCCGAAGAAGGAUCUGUCGGCGUCUGGGCCGCCGUCUUCGUUGAACCAGAGUGCUGAAGAUGCGACGAAACGCACAAACCUAGUGCGUAUGCGCCGCUCAGCGCUCGGCAAGUCGGCACCUACACUCUCCGUCCAUGUGAAGGAGCAAUGCACGGUGUCGCGCCGGCCUUCGAGGCUGCCGCCGCCACCUCCGCACCACAGACUUUCACUGGUGGUGGGGUCAGGGCGGUGCAGCUCCCCCGGCACGGGCCCCCUCUCCCCCGCGGAGGGCCCGCGGUGGCCGCACGCCCACCACGCGCACCCUCUACACCACGCCCUGCUUUCCUCCAGCGUCAAGAGAGGGAAGGAGAUCGACGGGCGGAGGUGGUCGGUGGCGUCACUACCCUCGUCAGGCUACGGGACCACACCGGGCAGCUCUAGUUUAUCGUCACAAUGUUCGUCUCAGGAGAGGCUGCUAGCAGUGCAGGCGGCGUGCGAGCCGCCGCCACGUGCGCCGUGCCCGCACUGCCACCAGCAUCAGAACUCUUUAAACAGUUCACAAGGCAGCGGCAUGAACCACUGGGCGUCGUUAUCAGACAGCGGUGGCAGCGGACACAACGCGGCGCGCGCGCCUUCACCUCAGAGCCCUGCGCGGCGUGUGCGCAGUCGCAGUUUGAGUUCGCCCUCAAGGUCGCCAGGAGGUGCUGGCUCGAGCGGCGCGGAGGGCUCCAAAGAAGACGCGGUGUCCGCGAUGUCGUCGCUCUUCGCGGCUCGGUUCCCGGCCGCGCAGAAGGCGAUGGAUGAUAAAUUACGAUCUCUAAUAGAAGAACUGACUGAAUUAGAUAAGAAACCAGACCGACCGCCUAUCGAAAGAUUUGUUCAAAGACAGGUGUUGGAAAUGGCCCGGGACUGCUUGCACAAAUCCGAGUCAAAACAAGUUACGAGCAGCUAUUUCUACGACAUGGCCGAUAGUUUGGAUCGACUACUCGCUGAGACGCGAGAGAAGUCGGCGGAAGCGGGAAACCAGGUGGCGCCACUAGUCAACCGCCUCAUACUGGCGAUGGCCCGGCCGGCGAGGCUGUUGGAGUGCCUCGAGUUCGACCCCGAGCGUUUCUACCGACUGCUCGAGGCCGCUGAGGGACACGCCAAGAAUAUGCAGGGCAUCACAACGGAUAUCCCGCAGUACAUAAUACACAAGCUGGGCCUGUCGCGGGACCCGCUAGCUGAGCUACAGGUGCCGCCGCCACCGCCGCAGCCACAGAACAUAUCACCCUCCAAGUCGCGAGGCCGCCAGUCCCCGCCGGGCCACGGCACCAACGGCGCGCCGCCCUCCGAGAGCGACUACCAAGUUAUCAAGCUCAUAUCCAACGGGGCCUAUGGCGCAGUCUACCUCGUCAAACAUAAACAGACGAGGCAAAGAUACGCAAUGAAGAAGAUCAGUAAAAACAACUUAAUAUUAAGGAAUCAAGUGGAGCAAGCGUUCGCGGAGAGGGAUAUUCUCAGUUUUGCUGACAACCCUUUUGUGGUAACGAUGUACUGCUCGUUCGAGACGAAACGCCACCUGUGCCUGAUCCUGGAGUUCGUGGAGGGCGGCGACUGCGCCACGCUCCUGCUCAACGGACCGCUCCCGCCGGACAUGGCGAGGCAUUACUUCGCCGAAGCCGUGCUAGCUGUCGAGUACCUGCAUUCGUAUGGCAUCGUGCACAGGGAUUUGAAGCCUGACAACUUGCUCAUCACAGCAACUGGCCACAUAAAGCUAACUGACUUCGGACUCAGCAAGAUGGGUCUCAUGUCAUUGGCAACGAACUUGUAUGAAGAGUACGCCGACAGGGAAGCGAGGCAGUUCUCUGAUAAGCAGGUGUGCGGCACGCCCGAGUAUAUCGCACCGGAGGUCAUACUCAGGCAGGGUUACGGCAAGCCGGUGGACUGGUGGUCGAUGGGCAUCAUCCUGUAUGAGUUCCUGGUCGGCUGCGUGCCCUUCUUCGGAGACACGCCCGAGGAACUCUUCGCGCACACUGUCAAUGAUGACAUCGAAUGGCCGUCAGAAGAAGACUUCCCGAUAGCGGUGGAGGCGCGGGCGAUCAUAACGGAGCUGCUGGCUCGUAACCCUAGAGACCGACUUGGUACCGGGGGCACGCAUCAAGUCAAGGAACACGUUUACUUCUACGGGCUGGAUUGGAACAACCUCUUGAGACGGAAAGCGGAGUUCAUUCCUCAGCUGGAGAACGACGAGGACACCAGCUAUUUCGAUAGUCGGUGCGACAGAUACAACCACAGCGAAGUAGACACGGACGAGGCGGGCGAGAGCAACGAGCAAGGCGAGGAGGCGGGGGUAUUUGCCGCCUUCUCGAGCACCUCCCCGCAGUGGAGGCGGCACUACCAUCCCUCUGGAGUGUCGCAUGAUUCCAGGAGUACAGACAGUUGGCCUGGUACACCAGACAGCGCGGGACCGCCCACCACACCUACUGCGCCACAACAUCACCAUCCUAAAUGUCCGAUGAUCGGCGGCGGCAACGCGUCGACAGCGGAGUCGUCCCAGACGGACUCGGACGACGUGUCCCCCGCCGCGCGCCGCCGCGCCGCCCUGCGCCACCAGCCGCACUCCGCCGCGCCCAGCAUGGCGCUCGUGCCAAGACUGUCCGACAUGACCAGGAGGGAGGAGAGAAGUUUCGAUAAGACCGACAAGCCGGAGAAGUCGAAGCCUAUAGCGCUAGUGGCUCCCAAGUCGAUGAGGAGGUCCGCCAGUACUUCUGGACUAUCAUUGGUUAUACAUCCAGCGGAUGACGUGAGCGGCGGCGCGGCGUCGCCCUGCGCCGGCAACACGUCGUCCACCAACUCGUCGCGCGACUCGUCGCCGUGUCGCGACCCGCCCUCGCCCUUCGCGCUCGCUAAUCACUCGUUGAUCCAGUCAUCGAAGCCCCCGAUCGUGGUGCGCCGCGGGCCGCGCGGCUUCGGCUUCACGAUACACACUGUCCGUGUCUACUACGGCGACACUGACUACUACACCAUGCAUCACUUGGUCUCGGCGGUGAGCGAGCAGGGCGCGGCGUGGGCGGCGGGGCUGCGCGCCGGGGACCUCAUCACGCAGCUCAACGGCGAGUCCGUGCAGGGGCUGCUGCACACACAGGUCCUACGGUUGUUACUGGCUGCCCCGCACGCAACGUUACGAGCCACUCCGCUAGACCAGACUACUAUUCAGGCGGGCGGGCGGCGCCGUAUCGGUGGCGGGCGGCGUGCGUCGGCGCCGCCGCGGCCGCGCCCGCGCCGCCGCUGCUCGCUGUUCCGGAGGAUAUCCACCAAGAGAGCCUCGCAGGAGAUGCACCAGAUGGUGUCAGGCGGCAGCGGCGAUUGCCCCUCGUCACCGUCCGCGUCCCCCGCCGCAGACAGUCCCCUGCACACCACCACACACUACCAACGUCCUUCGUCACUGCACGGUCUAAAGCACAAGCUGGUAGCUGGCGGCAGCGGCGAGGUGCGGCGCGCGUCGCUACAACACAUGCCGCUGUCGCCGCUGGCGAGGACGCCGUCGCCGUCGCCGCAGCCGCAGCCGGCCUCGCCGACCAGUCGUUGCGAGGCGCGCAGCCCGUCCCCGCUGGCGGCCCGCGAGUGCGGCGGCCGGCGCGCAUGGGCGCGGCGGGACCCCGCCUCGCCGCUGCUGCGGCGGGCGCUGUCGCCCGACAGACUCCACCCGCGUUCAGCCGAGUCCAAGUGCUCCAUCUCCCCGCUGUGCUGCGGCGGCGCGGUGUCCAGCACCAUGUCGGUGCCGGUGGCGGGGUGCGCGCGGCGCGGCGUGGUGUGGCGUGCGCCGGCGCCCGCGCCGCCCACGCCGCCGCCGCAGGACAAGCCCGACGAGCCGCCGCUGCCGCGCAGUGCUGAGGAGAAGGUCCCCACACAUCACGCUAGGGCGCUGCCUAACAGGACGCCAGCCAAACAAACGACGCCGAGCAUCUUCACGUCGUCUCCUAAGACGAGUCUGGACAGCAAGUUCGAUGCGUCCACGUCUUUCGCCUCUCUGUCGCUGUCGGACGAGUCCUUCGCCGCGGACACGUCUGCUGACGCAUCUAACUUGGACACGUCGCGAGAUAUUGUUGACGACAGCCGUUCAAGCACAGAAACAUCGACAACGACGCACACAACAGCAGAAGACAAAUCCAAAAAGUCAAACACAACACAAGAAACACCACCGAACAUUGACACGCAGCCCAAAACAAGAAAGAAAUCAGACUCUAGCCUCAAAGAUGAGGACACGAAAGGAAAAGACAAGAAAACAAGGGAAAAAGAUAAACCAGAACUCAAGAAACAAGACUCCGUCAAGAAGAUAGAAAAGGUAGAGAGAGUAGAAGAGAAACCAGCAACAGUCCAAGAACUACCAAAGCAAGAAGAAAAGAAAUCAGAAAAAGUAAUGGAAAGGACCGGUUCCGUCAAGAGAAUUGAAACGAAACAAGAAAAGGCCGAAGCGAAGAAGCAAGAGAAGCUAGAGAAGCAGGAGAAAGCAGAAAUCAAGAAGCAAGAGAAGAUUGAAGCGAAAAAGACAGAAGUUAAGAAGUAUGAAGGUUUGAAGAAACAGGAGUCAUUGGAUGCAAUCAAGUGUCCAGAGGUAGAGGCGAGCGGCGAAGCUCGCAGUAAGAACAGUAUGGUGAGCAAGCUGCUCGGCGUGAUGGGCCGCAAGGGGACACGGGACCGCGACGACGAGGACCACCGCAACAAGAAGACAGACAAGCACGCUAAGAAGAAGAGCAGCAACCCUAACCCACCUAAUCAACAACCGCCUAAGCAGGCAGAACCGCAGUCUACAGACAAACAGAGCGACAGAGAUACAGACGAUAAACGUGCGAGAAAGGGACGUGGGAGAGCCUCCAGCUCUUCUUCAGGCGAGAAGUAAGUGACUCCUCUGCGGUAGAGUGAGACGGAACUAUGUUUAACGUGGUGUAGAAAGAGAUAGAACUGUUUUUCCCUGUAGCUUCUUAGUGAAAAGAUCAGGGAUGUGUGAAAGAGACGGCGGCGCUGGUACGCAAUUGUGAACAUUAGAGUUAGAAAGAGAGAAUCGAUAAAAACCGUAUAAGGCACAAAGGUUUAUAAACCAAUGGAACGCUGUUAUACUUUGAAAUAAUUGGUAUUACUUAAUAAUUAGCUUUUUAGUGUUUACUGUUGGACCUCUUAAACUUGUGUGGUGUGUACACGCGACUUUGAACUCUGCAAGAAGUGACAUGUCUUAUAAAACUAUAUUUCUACUGCUUAUACUAUCUUUGUCUAUCUUAUAAUACUAAAAUCAAAUAUUUGAGAGAAAUUAUAACUUUCUCUCUAGCCAUGGUCACUUCAAUCAAGUUUUUUGUCGCGUGAAAAAUAAUUGAAACUUUUGGAAUUGUGGGCGUGUUCAAUUUAGACGUAAAGGAGGGACAAGUAUAGGAGUUAUAGUGAGAUGAAAUGAAUAAGAUAUAUUUUGAUCGAUUCGUCUUUAAAAUCUGUGUUCUCUUGGAUUUAGGUAGUUUAAGGUUGAACUUACGGAGGUCAUUGACCCGCCAGUUUUCAAAUCGGUGUUCGGUGUUGUGUAUUAAAAAAUAAAUUAAAAAUGUAACAAAAAAAUCGCUGUAAGCUUCCCUAGACUGUGUAUAGCUUUAGUCUUGUUAUAAGGUAAAAAAUAAUAAUUUCUUUUCGGUAAAUUCGUUCAAAAAAGAUAUUGUUUUCCAGUAUUACAAUGUUGAGGCGUAAAAAACUUUAUUUAGUAUUUUUUAAAUAAUUAAUUACGUAAUUAAACAUGGAAUUGUUGCUGACACGCUUGUUUCUUUUAUUAAAAAAAAAGGAUGUAAUUAUUUCUGUAAUCGAAAAAAAAAGUUUUUAUUAAUCUCAACUGUAGUUUAGUUUCGAUUUAGAUGAUUUGUAAUUUAGAGAAUGUAUUGUGAUAUAUUUUUAAUGCUUCGUAGGUUUUAUAGUACUCUAUCUAGUAGAUGUUGUACUAGACGCCAGGUGGAAUAACUAAUUUUGAGUCGAAUAAACAUCAUACUUCUUUGCUGGACCGGAAGCAUAGAAUAAAGAAUAAUACUACAUAUAGAAGGGACAAUCUCCGCCCCGCACCAAUUCUUACACCCCUUCUGGGUCUUCAUCAUCACUAAUUUAAGAACCACGCUCUUGUCGGUGUAGCAUUCUCUAUGCUAUUUUUUAGUUUCCCUUUACCUUCCGUCCCGCAGUACUCAGUCUGACGCGAGUGGGAUGGCGCCCAGAGCAGUCUAUUUCAAAGCCAUACUAGGACUCCUGUCAUCCGCCUCUGAAUAGUACUGACAGUUACUGCUGCCCUCUGUCAGGUUCCAGGUUACAGUUCUUAUGACUCGCCUCUUCCGUCCUGCAUUGCCGCACUGAUGGCUCCUCUCCGCCUCUGUAACCGUUGAGGUCUUCAUCCAUAUCCCUAGGCAAGGGUUCUACGUUGUGCCCCAUAAGUCUGGGUCUUACUUCAGUCUAAAUGCUCUUAGUAGGAGUAAGCGGGAGCGAGCGUGGACUGUCUAUCUCGUUUGCACUUACGUAGUAAGGUGACUCAUGCAAAAAAUGAGAUUUUUGUAUGGACUGUCCGGGAUGUGAUUCCGGUUCAGUACAUGAUACUAUGAAAGGUAAAAUAAAAGUAUUCUCACUUCACUUAAAAGCGGACCUGGCCUCAUCAUAGUGUUGCCAUUGGAAUCCCCAACAUUGUAACGACUUUUAUUAUUGAAAAUUAAAUAACAUACUAUCUAACCUAACUAUUUAUCAUCCCUUAUCACGUAUACAGGGUGUAAGUGACAUCGUAACGAAAAUUUUGAGGGAUGAUUCAGACCGUGAUUCUGAGUUGAUAUCAAGUGGAAUUUUCUAUCGCAAAGGUAUAGAAUUUAACAUAAUUAAACAACAGAAAUAACAUGGAUUUUGCGACGGAAAAUUCCACUUGAUAUUACUCAGAAUCAUGGUCUUAAUCCAUCCCCCUCAGUAUUCGUUACGAUGUCACGGACAUCCUGUAUAAUAUUAUUAAAACUGUAAGUAAGAGUUUUAAUAAGAGGUCAAAAUUGCUCCGUAAAAAAUAAAUUAAAAACAUUAGUCGGGGGUAAUUUAUUUUACCUAUUGGCAACAUUAUAGUACGAUGAUACGCUUACGGUAGUCGUCAAACUGUCACUAACGGGAAUACACUACUGAACACGGUUCAGUAGAGUUGCAUAAAGAAUUAUUUUCCUCAUUAUUUCUCCAAUAACCGUUAUCCAGUUGGCGUAAAGUACAUCAUCCCCUUCACCGCUUUUUAACGCGUUACUUUUUACUGUUUGCUGUUUUUUUCUCAUAAAUUAAUUCCAAUUGUACUUUUACGUUUUCCUGAUGUUUUUUGUGAUUUGUUUUUUUUUAUUAUUAUUAUAGAUAUGUACUUGCGAGUCGAACGAUUGUAGCGACAUAGUUGAACACGAAUUUAAUAAAAUAAAAUAUGAUAAUUUUUAAACGAUGAGUUAACAUGAACAUAAUAUAGAUAUAUUUAACGGUCAUUUAUAGGUACUGGACAUCCCAUUUAUUUUCAUUAGUGCCAUACGAAGCCUCCAAUUUAUGUUUAGAAUUCAACGCUUGUCUUUAGACACAUUUUCUAAGCUUGGUAGUGUCGUCUCAGCACGGAUAACAUAACAUAAGUUCGCGACUGUAUCCCAAUUGGGUUUACGACAUCCAUCACAAGAGGAACUAAGCACCCACACCUCACCGAGCUUUCUGUGAGCCGUGUCGCUGUCUAUAACGAAAACGGCGGUAUUCAUUAAGGCGUUACCAUUCUACCCGUUCCAUUAGGUCCGAUUGAGUCAUGUCAGGGGCCUUUGGCGGCAGGGUUGAUGAGGUUGGUAAUCCACUUCACGACCGACACGAUAGAAGAAGAUUGGGUCCGAUGCACCGGUUGAAGGUAUAAAAUGUGGGACGAAAUCGUGGCCCAGACCACGCGAUGUGUUAUUACAAUGUCAGAUCCCGACGAAUCGGUCCCGAUGGAUUGGGUAGUGAGGCCUUUACUUGGCUUUACGGGAUAAUGACAGGGCUCUUACUCAGUAAUUUAAAACACAUGCCUGAGGGUGACCAAGUAUCAAAAAUCUUGGCUCAGGGCGUUUCCUAAGAUAUCACGUAGUUGAGAAACAUUGAGAGCUAGAUUAUUUAUCAUUUGGGAAAUUUCAAGAGUGAUAUGACAAUUGUUUAAAAGACUUUUAAGUUUAGAUUUACUUUCCUUUGGCGACAUGAACUAUAUGAUUAUACAUACCUCUUUUAUUUGCUUUUGCACUUUUAUUAUUCUUUUGAUAUUCAAGGACAUUGACCACGGCCUUUCAUUCAUAAUAAUUUGAUAUUUGAUAUCGGAGCAUCGGAUGUAAGCGUAUUGUUCUUGAUAGUGUUAAUAUAUAUUUUGCUAGUUUUCACCUUAAGGCCUUGCGUGGACGAUGGUGCGGUAUUUUUGACCGCGAAGCAUUGAACGCGUGCUCAGCGUGAACUCUUUGACCGCCGUGUGCGUUGGUAGUAUACGAUUCUCUUUGUUGUAUCGUCCGCGGCGAAAUAAGCUAGUUGAAACUCCUAAUCAAAGGAGAUACUUUUUACGAAACGUCAAAACAAAAGCUCUUGGAGUUUGUAUGGAAAUACUAUUCUGUGACGUCAUCAAUAAAAUCUGUCAAACGUACUCAUUGUUACUUAAUUCAUGAAUACAAUUCGAAAAUAAGUUAGUCUCUUUUGAUCAUCUUAGACUGGCUUCUAUUUCUAGAUUAGUAUUUUAAAAUUUUUCUUCGAGUCAAAUACCUUAUUAUCCGGCCGGCCCCGCAGCGUCGUCUACUCAUGCUCCAAGUGAUGUUUUUUUUUUCUAAAAUUGGAGGCUUAUUCAGUUUAAGUCACGUCUUCCUUACUUCUGUGUUACCUGUUGCUUAGUAAACGUUGGGUUUUCUGUUUCUUUAGGUAAUAAAUACUAUAAAAACUUUUCGAUGAAAUAUGUAAUCGAAAUCUUACGUACUUGUAUGAUGCGAUCUCAAUAACGAUAAAAAUGUUUUAACAUUAAACGAAUAAAAUGUACUACGUUUUUAAUUUGUGGUGGGUUUAUAUUAUAUAAGGCGAUUUUAAGUAAUUUCGAAAUGAGCAUUUGGGAAUCAAACGAAAACGAAGAUUUUAGUUCUUAAAUUAUAUUAAAAUACAUGAAAAUGCAUGGCGUGUGAGUUGUCUACAAAUCCGGCUAUGAUAACAGGGGAUUAAAAUGGCCACAUCGAAGCAAUUCAUCUAAGACAGCAAUAUUGCUAUUUGACAUUUGUUUGCAUUGCGCACUUUCUUAGAUGAAUUGCUUCGAUGUGGCCAUUUUAACCUGCCAGUUCAUAUUUCGAACAUCUAAACAUUCCAAAAAGGAUAGCAUCAUUAUUUUUGCAUGCCUAAUUUUGUUUCUCCCUCUAACACCGCAAUAUGAACGUACUUUCGUUGUAAUUCAUAAAGUAAUUAUGAAGACAUUUUACCGUGUGUAAAAUUGUAUUGUAUCAAUAGGCCACUUGUCUAUUCUUGCAUGGAUGCAAGAAUGAAUAAGUGAUCUAUUUUCAUAUUGUAUUAUUCUAUAUCUAAUCAGUAACAUAUAGUUUCAUUUGCUGAAAUCAAUGUAUGACCAUGACAACCUUUUCCAAUAAGGUAAUUUAAUAGAUACAUGUUGCAAACAUUUUUCAGUCUUGAAAUUAAUUAAUUGGAAAAUAAAUUAAAUUAACAUGAUUAUAAUUCAAUUUCAGGAUUAAAAAAAAAAUAUUUGAGAUAAUAACAAAUAUCUAUAGUCAUGAGCAAUAUCGUGUACUCACUUUAGAACCCUGUCGCACAUUAAUAUUUGUUAUUUAAUAAGACUUACGGUUUAAUUUGUCAAAGAAAGUUAAUGUGACAUGGUUUCAAAGUGUAUACAUAUUAUUAUUAGUAAUCGUGACCGUACUGUUUUCGUAUUUUCCUUUGUGGUAUGCCAAGAUAAUUAGGUUUGGUUGUGUAAAUACUCAUCGGUUUAAUGUAAAUUUUACGCAUAAAUUCUAGUUGUGUUUAAUUGUUUACGUGCAUGGAAUUACAGGGUAUAAAUGUGGACACAUUUACCUGGAAAAAGUUAUAAUUUUAUUUAAUUUUAACAUGAAUAAUAUGGAACAAUCGACAGUUUGAAUUACGUAGAAUUGCACCGCGCUGUAAGUAUCGGUAAUUAUUUCGAAGACCAAAAAGUUGCAAUGAAUUUUUGUAGUUUAUUAUUAUCAGAUCGUCGGCAUGAGUUGUUUUUGGGACCAGCUUUUGAAUUUCGUAACAAUUCAAUUUGUCGUUUCAAAAAUAUGUAAGGGUGUGUUUGAAUUUGUACAGGCUAGCAGAAAUUUGGCGUUUCUAAGAUCUAGUAGCUUUAUACUGUUAGGCCCAUUAGGGCUUAGUACACAACAAUCUGUGUCAUCUAAUUUACAGUGUCUGCUUUUAUGUUUUAAAUCAGAAUUCGAGCGCACUCAAAUGUUUGUUUUCAUACGUAAUUCAUAAGGACCGAUUUAGGCUAAGUUCUUGGUGACGGCACGGCAAUGUGACUUUGCUGGCAACUUUAUAUAUGCAACGAGGGACUUU
Molecule: messenger RNA, 10815 nt
Organism: Pectinophora gossypiella (pink bollworm)
Lineage: Eukaryota; Metazoa; Arthropoda; Insecta; Lepidoptera; Gelechiidae
Gene: dop
Product: microtubule-associated serine/threonine-protein kinase 3
Biological process (GO): peptidyl-serine phosphorylation; intracellular signal transduction
Molecular function (GO): protein binding; protein serine/threonine kinase activity; magnesium ion binding
Source: RefSeq, a predicted model, not a curated record